CUCCCUCUCCCCUCAUCCGUGAACAAGACUGAGAUACUUAAACUCCUGCACUUGGAGCAGCAAUUUUCCUUUUGAUUAUUCAUUUUUAUAACAUCUGCAAAAUUAGUAAACUGUCAAAACAACGCCCGAUCUAGAACAGGUCACCUACUAGUCGGAAUGUGGGAAAUUUGAUCCCUGUGGUACUGAGCGGAUGCGGAAGCUCCAGACAGAAACGCCUGUUCAGGACCAGAAGAGAAGUCCCUGUCGGUAUAAUGGCAUCAUCAACUCCUCUGUCCAAGGCCAACACCUCCUUCUCUCUGGAGCUGCUCAAACAGCUGAGUGAGGACAACCAGAGCGGAAACAUCUUUUGCUCUCCGUUCAGCAUCUCUUCAGCUCUGGCUAUGGUGAUGCUGGGGGCCAGAGGCAACACAGCCACACAGAUGUCAGAGUGCCUGAAAACCCAGAAUUGUCAGGAUGACGUUCACAGUAGCUUUGCCCAACUUCUGAGUGAAUUCAACAAACCAGGCGCACCAUUUGCCCUCAGUGUUGCUAACAGACUGUACGGAGAGCAGUCCUACCAGUUUGUUGAGGACUUCUUCAAACAAAUCAGGAAACAUUACAAAGCAGAGCUGGAGCCUGUGGACUUCAUAACCAGGUCUGAGGAAGUCAGGAUCAAUAUCAACCACUGGGUGGAGAAACAGACUCAAGGUAAAAUCAAAGAUAUGGUUGGAGAAACUGUGCUGAGUGAACUGACCCGGCUGGUGCUGGUCAAUGCCAUCUACUUCAAAGGCACCUGGAAUGAACCAUUCCUGAGGAUUGAAACUCAUGAUGCUGAGUUUAGACUCAACAAGAGAGAAACAAAACCAGUGAAGAUGAUGGUACAGAAAACUGACUUUCCCUUUGUGUUCAUUCAGGAUGUAAAUUGCAAGAUUUUAGAGAUGCCUUACAAAGGGAAGAAGCUGAGUAUGCUCAUCUUCUUACCUACAGAGAUAGAGGAUGAUACAACAGGUCUGGAGAAGCUGGAGAAGGCGCUGACCUAUGAGAAGUUUGUGGCUUGGACUCAUCCAGACAAGAUGAAAGAACAUGAAGUUGAAGUGAGGCUGCCUCGAUUUACAAUGGAGGAGACGUAUGACCUGAACACAGUGCUGCAGAGAAUGGGCAUGGUGGACGCCUUUGAUGAUGCAAAGUGUGAUUUCUCUGGCAUGUCUGAGUGCAAAGAUCUGGUACUUUCAAAAGUUACCCACAAGGCUUUUGUGGAGGUGAACGAGGAGGGAACUGAGGCUGCUGCUGCAACUACUUGCUAUGCGCAGUGUAUGUGUGGCAAUUUAAAUUUAAAAUACUUCACAGCAGACCACCCCUUCCUCUUCUUCAUCAGACAUAACAGCACCAUGAGCAUCCUCUUUGCUGGCCGGUUCUGCUGCCCCGUGUGAGCUUUGUGCUCUUUAGAGCAGUGAGACAGUAAAAGGCUACAGGUUCACUUCAAGAAGCUUCACAAUCACCGCUCUAUACACGCAGCACCUCUGCAUCUUUGCACUAUGAGUCUUUGCUUUUGUCAUGAAUAACUGCCAGUAGAGAAGCUUUAUGAUUCUGGGAGAGAGCAACAAGCUAAAAAAAAAAAUAAUAAUAAUAAUUUAAAGCAUGUUUGUUUCUUUUGUGUCUUUUUCUGCUUGCUUUCAUAGAAGUUAUACAGCUGUUUAUCAUUUGACAAAUAUCUUAAAUUUCCUGUGAAGAAUUUAUCAGUAACCUGUGUAGGCUUUUGAAAAUGCUAUUUUGUUUUGUUUUGUCCGGUUGUUUCAAUGGUUUUAAGAUAAAUUUAGCUGUUCUAUAGA
Messenger RNA from Archocentrus centrarchus (flier cichlid), 1808 nucleotides. Its product is annotated as leukocyte elastase inhibitor A-like. Gene Ontology annotation, biological process: negative regulation of endopeptidase activity. Bases 252 to 1409 code for a protein of 385 amino acids. NCBI's taxonomy places the organism in Eukaryota, Metazoa, Chordata, Actinopteri, Cichliformes, Cichlidae. Gene Ontology annotation, molecular function: serine-type endopeptidase inhibitor activity. The record is from RefSeq and is a predicted model, not a curated record. The transcript is spliced from 9 exons.